AUGAACGCCCAACAAGCACAUAAGGAACAUGUGUUGGCUGUGUCGAGGGAUUUUAUUUCACAGCCGAGGCUUACAUAUAAAACCGUUUCCGGUGUAAAUGGACCUUUGGUGAUCUUGGAUGAUGUUAAAUUUCCUAAGUAUGCUGAAAUUGUUCAAUUGAGAUUACACGAUGGUACACUUCGAUCUGGCAAAGUGCUUGAGGUGUCUGGUUCUAAAGCUGUGGUUCAGGUAUUUGAAGGUACAUCGGGUAUUGAUGCUAAGCAUACCCUUUGUGAGUUUACUGGAGAUAUUUUACGUACACCAGUGUCUGAAGACAUGUUGGGCCGCGUUUUCAAUGGCAGUGGAAAACCGAUAGAUAAAGGACCUCCUAUUUUGGCUGAAGAUUAUUUGGAUAUUGAAGGCCAACCUAUUAAUCCAUAUUCCAGAACAUAUCCUCAAGAAAUGAUUCAAACUGGUAUUUCAGCUAUUGAUAUCAUGAACUCUAUUGCUCGUGGACAAAAAAUCCCAAUAUUUUCGGCUGCAGGUUUACCACAUAAUGAGAUUGCUGCUCAAAUUUGUAGACAAGCUGGUCUUGUUAAACAACCUGGUAAAUCAGUUCUUGAUGACCAUGAAGACAAUUUUGCUAUAGUAUUUGCUGCUAUGGGUGUUAAUAUGGAAACUGCCAGAUUCUUCAAACAAGAUUUUGAGGAAAAUGGCUCAAUGGAGAAUGUUUGUUUGUUCUUGAAUUUAGCUAAUGAUCCUACUAUUGAACGUAUCAUUACACCGCGUCUUGCUUUAACUGCUGCUGAAUUUUUAGCUUAUCAGUGUGAAAAGCAUGUCUUAGUUAUUUUAACUGACAUGAGCUCAUAUGCUGAAGCUUUAAGAGAAGUUUCUGCUGCUCGUGAAGAAGUACCUGGGCGUCGUGGUUUCCCUGGUUACAUGUACACCGAUUUAGCUACAAUUUAUGAACGGGCUGGGCGUGUAGAAGGAAGAAAUGGUUCUAUCACACAAAUACCUAUUUUAACUAUGCCUAACGAUGAUAUUACUCAUCCAAUUCCCGAUUUAACGGGAUACAUUACCGAAGGUCAAAUAUAUGUUGAUCGUCAAUUGCAUAAUCGUCAAAUCUAUCCACCAAUCAAUGUAUUGCCAUCCCUUAGUAGGUUGAUGAAAUCUGCUAUUGGUGAAGGAAUGACUCGUAAAGAUCAUUCUGAUGUGUCAAAUCAGUUGUAUGCUUGUUAUGCAAUUGGUAAGGAUGUACAAGCAAUGAAAGCUGUUGUGGGAGAAGAGGCAUUAACACCAGAUGAUCUUCUAUAUCUUGAAUUUUUGACUAAAUUUGAAAAAAAUUUCAUCACCCAAGGAAAUUAUGAAAAUCGUACAGUAUUUGAAUCUUUGGACAUUGGAUGGCAGUUAUUACGUAUUUUCCCUAAGGAAAUGUUAAAAAGAGUUCCAGCAGCUACGUUAGCCGAGUUUUACCCAAGAGAUUCCCGUCCAAAAUAA
Macrosiphum euphorbiae (potato aphid) is the source of this 1476-nucleotide messenger RNA. The record is from the annotation of a GenBank genome assembly. NCBI's taxonomy places the organism in Eukaryota, Metazoa, Arthropoda, Insecta, Hemiptera, Aphididae.